GAUUUUCAGCUGAGAAAGGAAGCAAGAAAAAGGAGCUGCGGGGGCAAAAGGAAGGGAAAGGAAAAGAAAAAGACCGAGAGAGGAGAGGAGAUUGAGAGAGGGAGGUGGCUGAGGAACAAAAGAAAGAGAAAAAACAAAAGAAAGGAAAAAAAAAAGGAGAUCAGAGGGAGGAAAAACCAGAAAAGGAGCUUCAUGGGAGCCAGGGUUGGAGGAGUGACUGGGUUCAGAUACCAUUUUUUUCUCCUUGUUGACCUCUUUUAGAUCUGUUCUGGAGUUCUGGAUACACCAUAGAUGUAGGUGAAGAGUUCUUGUGUUGGGAAAUUUCAGAUUAAAAGCCUAUAAGUUCGUCAAAUCUGGGCUCAAAAAUGCAGACCCAUCAGUUCUUGAGCAGCUUUUGCAGCAAAACUGGGUUUUUCUGCUUCUGCAAUUUCUCACGUUUUGGGACUCACUCCUGGUUUCAAUCUUCUUUCUACCUUUUAAGGUGCAAAAAGGUAAUUGUAAACAUAGCUACACGAAGAAACCCCAUCAUUACACGAUCACGUAGCCGAGCUUUGAGAAAUAGUGUAAACAUGAGUACACAUCCUAAAUCAUCCGAUAGGUUUGCAACGACGCCAACAGCCGACCUUGAAAAUCUGGGAGCUCAACUGAGCAAAGUAUUAAACAAAUUCAAUGACUUAAGUAUGGAGAUGACCGCACAACGGUGCGUGAUUGAUCAGUUGGUUGCUGGCAGCAGCAGCAGUGUCCAACAAGAUCUCUUACCUGCUAGCCAACCUGAACCUGAACCACUACCCCUACCCUAUACUCAAACCUCUUUUCCUCCACAUUUCAUAAAUCCACCUAAGGAACCUUUCACCUAUCCCACUUAUGGCCUCCCACAUACCUAUACAUCCAAUAUCCAAACCAAUCCUCUUCACCCUCAAAUUCCUCCAAAUUAUCUACCUGUUAGUCUAAACAUGCCAUUUGAAGCUCAAGGACCAUAUUAUUCCUGUAGACACCAAAUUUUUGGUGUAAUUUCAUGUCUUUUUUUUAUUUUUAGUUUUUUAUUUGUAUAGUGUUAGUUUUAUUCGCUUUUUUAGUUUUUAGUUUCUAGUUUUAUUUUUAUUUUUAAGU
Messenger RNA from Coffea arabica (coffee), 1110 nucleotides. RefSeq lists its product as uncharacterized. Lineage: Eukaryota; Viridiplantae; Streptophyta; Magnoliopsida; Gentianales; Rubiaceae. The record is from RefSeq and is a predicted model, not a curated record.